AUGGAGACCACCGACCCCGCGACAGGCCGCCCCCUCCCCUCCGACGCAAUCCAGCGCAUCCUCUUCAUCGCCCAAACCGUCCACGUCUACAACAUCCCGCCCCUCACCAGCACCAAGGGCUACGUCGCCGCGAGCUGGACCGCCGACAACAACAAGCGACAGAUCUUCUCGGCGCGUCUCCGCGUCCUCGAAACCGCCAUCCCCACCCCCUCCGGCGGCGAAACCCUCAAAACAGACAUCCUGCUCGAAGACCCCAAGAACGGACAGCUGUUUGCCGCAGCGCCGUACACGGCCCCCGGUGUGGUAGAGCAGGUGCUGGACUCAAGCAGGUUCUUUGCCGUGAGGGUGCAGGGGGACGGCGGGCGGAAGGCGGUGUUGGGCAUUGGGUUUGAGGAGAGGAGCGAGGCGUUUGACUUUAGUGUUACGCUGCAGGAGGUGAGAAAGACGCUGGGUCUUGAAGAAAGUGCCAAACAUGGUGGAAAGAAGCCAGUGAAGGAGGAGAAGCCGGCGGAGAAGAAGGACUUUAGUCUGAAAGAGGGAGAGACCAUUACGGUUAGUAUUGGGGGGAAAGGGGUGGGGAGGAGAAAUCCGCCAAAAGCAGAGUCGAGUAGUGGAGGAUUGGGAGGUUUCUCGUUGCCACCGCCGCCAGGAGGAGGUUCAACGAGUUCGCUUCUGCCACCUCCGCCCAGCGCGCAGGAGAUGAAAGCGCAGAAUAGACAAAGCCACGAAGUGCCAAAGCCUGGAAAUAUUGAGGAUAUGGGCUUUGAUGAUGGCGAGUUCGGGGAGUUUCAAUAG
Messenger RNA from Drepanopeziza brunnea f. sp. 'multigermtubi' MB_m1, 795 nucleotides. RefSeq lists its product as uncharacterized. Gene Ontology annotation, cellular component: clathrin vesicle coat; membrane. Gene Ontology annotation, biological process: endocytosis. Lineage: Eukaryota; Fungi; Ascomycota; Leotiomycetes; Helotiales; Drepanopezizaceae. The record is from RefSeq and is a predicted model, not a curated record.